Messenger RNA from Phoenix dactylifera (date palm), 1086 nucleotides. RefSeq names its product transcription repressor OFP13. Gene Ontology annotation, biological process: negative regulation of DNA-templated transcription. The record is from RefSeq and is a predicted model, not a curated record. NCBI's taxonomy places the organism in Eukaryota, Viridiplantae, Streptophyta, Magnoliopsida, Arecales, Arecaceae.
ACCGUUUCAAAUCCCUUCCCACUAGCAAAAAUUAUUCAAUGGUGUAUUGAUGCUCUACACCCUGUAUUUUAUUCCCCCCAUAAGUGACUCCACAAGGGUCCGCCCUUCCUUCCCACCUCUUGCUUUAAGGACAACCUCAGCUAACCUGAUCUUUCACCCUCCUUUAAAGCCUCUCCAAGAGCUACAUAGAGGCUUGACAAUUCACCCAGACCUCAGACUUCCCCUUCUCCACUCCUACAAAAAGCCAAAUGGGUAGGAAACUUGGCCUAACCUCUCUCUUCUUUAAGACUAGAGACACAAGGCCUUCUCCUUCUUCCAUGUCAUCCUCUCCUAGUUCUUCAUGGGCUUGGCCUUCUUGCAAGCAACCAAGGACUCUCUCCUUCAGGGCUGUGGGCGAUGGUGAUGGCGAUGCAGUGCACAAGACCGUCAGGUCAGCACACUUCGACUCGUCCGAGUCAUGCUUCACCACUUCGUCAGCCAUGGAAUCUGAGAGCUUCUCAACCGUGUCCGAGGCCUCAGGGGGUGAAACAGUCGAGGCUGUCAUACGUGGGCUAAGGUCAGACCGGCUUUUCUUCGAGCCUGGUAGCACGAGCUCGAUACUGGAGGAGGCCUCCGUGGCUGAAGGUGUCCCAUUCGAAGGGAGCGUCGCCAUGGCGAUGGACUCGAAGGACCCGUACUGGGAUUUUAAGGUGUCAAUGGAGGAGAUGGUGCUGGCGCAUGGGGUGAAGGACUUGGGGUGGCUUGAGGAGAUGCUGGGGUGGUACUUGAGGGUGAACGGGAAGUGGACUCAUGAGUUCAUAGUUGGGGCAUUUUUAGAUGUGCUUCUAGGCCUUGCUUCUCCUUCUCCUUGUUCUUCUUUCACUUUUCAAGUCGAAGAAAAAGAGGAAGGAAAUGGGUUAUGUUAACUCAGUUUAUUUGAUCCAUGAUGGCAUCUGAUCUGUGUGUACAUUUGUAGGUCUAUUUGAGAGUAAGCAACAGGAUGCUAUACGCACCAUCUCCCUCUCUUUCAUGUUCUUGGGAUGAAACAAGUUACGUUCAUAUGGUCAUCUCAUUGUAUAUUAAAAUAUUACUAGAUUUAUACAAGUG